AUGGGCGCCGCGGGCUCGUCCGCGCUGGCCCGCCUGGGCCUCCCCGCGCCGCAGCCCCGGCCCCGCUGGCUCGGGGUCGCCGCGCUGGGACUGGCCGCGGUGGCGCUGGGGGCCGUGGCCUGGCGCCGCGCGCGGCCCAGGCGGCGCCGGCGGCUGCAGCAGGUGGGCACCGUGGCAGAGCUCUGGAUCUACCCCGUCAAGUCCUGCAAGGGGGUGUCGGUGAAGGCGGCGGAGUGCACGGCCCUGGGGCUGCGCAGCGGUCACCUGCGGGACAGGUUUUGGCUUGUGAUCAACAAGGAGGGGAAUAUGGUUACUGCUCGACAGGAACCCCGCCUGGUCCUGAUUUCCCUGACCUGUGAGGGUGACACCCUGACCCUCAGUGCAGCCUACACGAAGGACCUGCGGCUGCCCAUCAAGACACCCACCACAAAUGCAGUGCACAAGUGCAGUCUGUGCCCAAUGCACAGGGAGGCCAAGCGAUACCGAAACGUCGGAGUUUGGAGCAGAGAAAGCUUUACUGCAGGGCCGUGCAAGGAGACGGGUGGCUCAUGCCUUAAAAAGCCCUGAACUCCCUGAAAGCUUUCAGCAAAGCCCCUUUCUAGGAAAGGUGAGGGAGGGCGUGGUUAGUUGUUGCAAACUUCUUGGGGUCACAUCCUUUGUUCUUGAGGUCAGGUCACGGUCAGGUCGUGAUGUUCCUAUAAACCUCCACCAA
This is a messenger RNA of Physeter macrocephalus (sperm whale), 712 nucleotides long. Its product is annotated as mitochondrial amidoxime-reducing component 1-like. The record is from RefSeq and is a predicted model, not a curated record. Lineage: Eukaryota; Metazoa; Chordata; Mammalia; Artiodactyla; Physeteridae. The coding region runs from base 1 to 567 and encodes 188 amino acids. The transcript is spliced from 3 exons.